AUGAAAUCAGCCAAAGUCGAGAUUGUUGAUGUGAUGCCAAACAGUAUGCCGUCUUUCCUUGUCAUUGGGGCCGGAGUGGUUGGGCUCACAACCGCUCUUGAGCUCCGAACCAGGUAUCCCACCGCCAAGAUUACCAUAGCAGCAAAAUUGCUGCCUGGCGACUCAGCUCCCGAAUACACCUCUGCGUGGGGCGGAGCCAACUGGUUCCCAGCAGCCAGAGACAAUGGCCCCCAAGAGGAUUGGGAAGCAAUCACCUACCGCAAGUUCAAGGAGCUUUCCUCAGCUCGGCCAGAAUGUGGCAUCCAGCCCAUGAACAUCAGGUGGCACUAUGAAGCCUCCAUUGAUGAGGUUGGCAUCAAAACUCCCGCAACCGGCAAGCUUUGGUUCGAAGAACUUGUUGGAGGCCUCGAAAAGAUCGAGGCAAAGGAUCUGCCGAGUGGGACUAUUUUUGGGUUGCAAAGCGAGGCAAUGAGACUCGGCAUAGAGGUCCACCGACGAGUGUUCGGACACAUCAAAGAUGCCUUCCGUCUUUACCCUCAAGCAACGGCUAUUUUCAACUGCACCGGCAUAGGAGCCUUAACGCUAGGCGGUGUCGAAGAUGACAAAAUUUUCUCUGCCAGAGGUCAAAUACUUCUGGUGGAGGGUCCCGAGGAGCCUAUCCGUAAAAUGGCCUUCCGCGCUCCGCAUCGCGACGGGGAAGCUACUCAUGUCUUCCCGCGCGGGGAGCGUAGCGGUGUAAUUCUUGGAGGCUGUCGGCAGAAACACAAUUGGGAUGGAGAGGCUGACAUGGAGUUUGCAGAAGUCAUCAAGAAGCGCUGCUGCGCAUUGGUGCCUGAGUUGGGCCCCCCAGAGGACCUUAAAGUGAUCAAGCAUGGCGUUGGACUUCGACUCCGUAACGAAGCUGGGAGAGAGGGCGGCGCGCGGGUCGCAUCUGAGUUGAUCCAAGAUCGGCUGCUCAUUCACAAUUAUGGCGCCGGAGGAACUGGGUUUCAAGCUUCUUGGGGGUUAGCCAGAUACGCCGUCGAUCUCGUCCCCAUCCGAGCACGAAUAUCAGCAGAGACCGGAGUAUAUGUCCAGUGCACACCGAUUCAGUCCCUCUAUGUGAAUCUGGCCUAA
Ilyonectria robusta is the source of this 1116-nucleotide messenger RNA. RefSeq lists its product as uncharacterized. Bases 1 to 1116 code for a protein of 371 amino acids. The record is from RefSeq and is a predicted model, not a curated record. Gene Ontology annotation, molecular function: D-amino-acid oxidase activity; FAD binding. NCBI's taxonomy places the organism in Eukaryota, Fungi, Ascomycota, Sordariomycetes, Hypocreales, Nectriaceae. The transcript is spliced from 7 exons.